Plectropomus leopardus (leopard coralgrouper) is the source of this 732-nucleotide messenger RNA. The record is from RefSeq and is a predicted model, not a curated record. Lineage: Eukaryota; Metazoa; Chordata; Actinopteri; Perciformes; Serranidae.
GUUAACGAGUCCGUCCUCCGUCCCGCCUCCAUGGAGCCGCUCUCGGACCUCCAGCUGGCUGAGGAGCUGAUCAAACAGGAAAUGAUCACCAUGCUGCACUUCGACUGCCUCCACCACCCGUCAGCCAACGCAGCCGGACAGCUGCAGCGCGGAAAAAACAGAGGCCCCGCCUCUACGUCCAACAACGCUUCGCACAUAGCGUACCUGGACACACAUUCCUACAAGCCAAUCAGCACGGAGGACAUGGAGCAGGCAAAGACGAUACUGGCAGCAGAGAUGGAGGUGGUGAAGGCAGGAAUGGGUCAUGGUGAUCUCAGCAUGGAGGCCUACAGUCAGGUGUGGGAGGAGUGCUAUGGACAGGUUUUAUAUCUUCCUGCUCAGAACAGAUACACCAGAGCCAACCUGGCGUCGAAGAAAGACCGUAUUGAAAGCCUGGAGAAAAAACUGGAGGUGAACCGCGGUCACAUGACGGCGGAGGCCCGGAGAGCAGCUAAACUGGAGAAGAAACUCAAAAUCCUGCUGGGAGGGUUUCAAUCCAGGGCACUGGGGCUCCUGAAGCAGCACAAUGAACUCUGGGAACAGGUGGAGCAGGCAGCCACGGAGCUUCAGACCUUCAGUCAGUUGAAGAAACAGGAGGAUACUGCCAUUCCCAGGAGACAAGAGGUAAAACAUUACAUCACACACACAAAUAUUGUUACUGAAGUGUAUAUUCUAGGGGUCGAGAGAUUAUAG